CAAAGCGCCAAAAGAUGGCGCCACAGAGUCACAAAUAACCGGAAUGCAAUCAAUGAUUUCAAUCAGGUCGGAAUAACAACAACAGCAACAAACAUCGUUUGAAUUUGCCAGGAACGUACGGGCAAAUUUUCCAAUGAAUGAAGAUGGCUCUGGCAUGGACUCAUGGCAUUAGUCCAGCUAUGUUGGAACCUGCUGAUCACAUAUAUGUGUGGAGGUGUGGUUACAGUCACCAUGGAAUCUGGACUGGUUCAGAAGUGAUUCACUAUGCACCACCCAAUAGCAGUAAUAUUGGCCUGAAAUCUGGAGCAAAUGUACGCAAAGACCCCCUGGAUCGAUUCCUACAGAACGGAGCUCUUAAGAAGUACCUAUAUGGUGUUUUCGAAGCCGAGUGGUUUUUGAAAGUUCGUGGCACGUGUUCAGUUAAGGAAAGUUGUCCAGCUGAAUUGGUUCUGAAAAGAGCAGAGGAUAUGAUUGGACAAAGCAGUUAUGACUUUGUGGAAAAUAACUGUGAACACUUUGCACUGUGGUGCAAACUAGGACAUCGGGCUAUUGAUGUCCCCAACCAAGCAUCUUCAACUGUAUUAAAUAUUGUUUCAGCACUCGCCACACCUGUGCGUAGCAUUGCUUUAGUGUUGCUCAGUGUACUAGAUGAUGAUAACACCCAGCUACUCAAUAAUACAUUAAAGUUCCUUGUUACUUUUGAGCACCGAUAUACAUUACGAAACAAACCAUGUGAGCUACAGUAUUCGCAAGCUUCUGAUAAACUGAAUCGUAUAUAAGCUGAAUGUGUCAGUAAACAAUAUCUGUAUUCUUGCUUAGGGAAUGUAGACUGGGUUCUUAGUGUAUUAUUUGGCACGCUCUAAAAUAAUGAACUAUUCUCUACAAACGUUACUGCAAACAUGCCAUGCCGACUACUAACAACAACACUAUAAUAACCGAUAAAUAGCUUUAUUAUGAAUAAAUACUGCCACAAGAGGUACAGUGAAUAUAAUAUAUAUUAUAUAUUAGUGCUUAU
Priapulus caudatus is the source of this 1015-nucleotide messenger RNA. Its product is annotated as lecithin retinol acyltransferase-like. The record is from RefSeq and is a predicted model, not a curated record. The coding region runs from base 138 to 779 and encodes 213 amino acids. Lineage: Eukaryota; Metazoa; Priapulida; Priapulimorpha; Priapulimorphida; Priapulidae. The transcript is spliced from 2 exons.